Oncorhynchus masou masou (cherry salmon) is the source of this 2138-nucleotide messenger RNA. Its product is annotated as outer dynein arm-docking complex subunit 1-like. The transcript is spliced from 15 exons. The record is from RefSeq and is a predicted model, not a curated record. Bases 99 to 1805 code for a protein of 568 amino acids. Gene Ontology annotation, biological process: outer dynein arm assembly; cilium movement. Gene Ontology annotation, cellular component: axoneme. Lineage: Eukaryota; Metazoa; Chordata; Actinopteri; Salmoniformes; Salmonidae.
UCGCGGUCUUUUCUCAUUACACUAAACGUUGAAUUGAGAAUACAACAUCGUAUCACUCUCGUGAUUAUUUCUCCCCUGUUUUCAGAACAAUCACCACCAUGCGUCGCAGAAGAUCAGCUUGUAGUGUCAACUCUGACAGCAGUGAGAUCGAUAUUGAUCUCUUAGCUGAGACAGAGUUGAGCAAACUCCAGAGACAGUUUCGCAUCAUGGAAGGAGACAGGCAGGCGUACACCGUAGAAUCACAGGAUCUCAUUCGCAGACAGCUGAGGGAGAUCCAAAGGCUACAUUGUGAACGCGAUGAACUUCUCCGGAGCCUGCGUGUCUCAGAGAGUCCAUUUCGAUGCUCGGAUGACGCAGACGCCACGCAAAAUCUGAGCAGCAUGCUGGUGUACCGCGACAGGGUGGUGGAGCAGCUCGACUCUGAACAAGGGAAAAUGGCUUAUCUGCGACAGGAGAUUUUGACUUGGGAGAGUAAGCUGGCUGGCCAGAGGAGAGGAAGCACCGCAUGCCACAGUCAGAAGUCGGAGGCAAACCAGACACAGAAGAACAGCCUCAUCUUGGAGAACAAACUGGAGAGGGGUCGUGUUCGCUUCAAUAAGCUUUUGGCCAAGAACGGGCAGCUGAGAGAGGAGCUGAAGAUCUUGCACGUGGAGAGGAAGCAGUUCCUCCACCUCUACUGCAGGAUGGAGAGGGAGCUGCAGGAGAUUCGCAAGGACAUCCGAGACAUGAUGGCUCAGUCCACUGCUGCUUUUGAGGCCAGAGUGGAGGCUCGGUGCAAACGGAUGCUGCUGAAGGAGAAAAAGGUGAAGGACCUGACCCAGUAUGGCACGGAGGUGAGCGAGCUGCAGCGGGUCAUCUCCCACGACCACCGCCUAAAGACCUUCAUGAGCAUCAAGGGCAACGAGUGCAGCAGCCAGGAGGAGGGCCAGGACCUGAGCCGCAGACAGGUUGAGGAGAGGCAGCGCAGGAGACUGGGACUGGACACUCAGGGAGGGACUUUUGGGACUCUCGAUUCCUUGCAGGAGACCUUCCACAAGAUCCACUGUGUCACAGGGGAGGAGGACCUGCACAAGCUGGUGGGGACCUUCAUUCAGAUUGAAGACAAGAACUUUGCUUUGCUAAACUUUGUUAACGAACAGAACAACAAAGCCGAGACCUUGAAGGACGAAAUCAACCAGAUCCGCUGUGAGAUGGAGGUGGUUUCCAGAGAGGAGCGCAGACAGCAUGAGGAGCGCAGGGCCGUGCUUUGGGGGGUCAGUGUGCAGCAGCAGGCCACAGAGCAGCAGAUGGAGGGCUACCAGCAACGCAUCACCUCAGUGGGCAAGAUCCUCAACCAGCUGAAGACGGGAAUAGACCGUGUGUGCCACAACAUAGACUGUGACAGGUCAGUGAUCGAAGACAAGUUAGGCUCCUCGACCGGGAUCCGGGACAGCACCAUUAUGACUUACCUGGGAUUGGUGGAGCGCAGGACCAACGAGCUGCUGACUUUGCAGUCUUUCCUCAGCUCCAAGGACCUUGAUAAAGAUUACAAUCCUAGAAUGGUUGCCAGGCACCUCCUAGGACAAAGUCCACCACUGCCUAGGCAAAACAAAACGGUUGAGGCUCCCACUUCUGGGGAUGACAAUGACCCAGAGGAGUCCCUGCUAACAGACCAGGUGAAGCCCCUCUCCAAGGACGAGCUGCUCCCGCUGGUAAUGACGAGGAUGCAGAGGAAGGCAAGGAUCGUCCGACCAGAGGUCCGAAAAUCAGCCUCCAAACUCAGCGUUGUGGCCAGCAGAAUCCACCAUGGCUCCCUAGGACUCUGAACUCAUCAUCGCUUUAUGAAUAUUGAUUGGACACACACAAGGAAAUAGUUUAUUGACCUCAUCCUCGGUACCUUGACCUAGUCCCAUGUAAUCUGACCUCAUCCCUGGUAGCUGCAGACUGGGGGACCGCAGGAGGCCCACUCCUGUGGAAAGCAGCAUCACAGCCCUGCUUUCAUGAGCCAUUCAUAAUCUGUUACGUUUAUAAUGCCUCAUUAGUUGCAAAUUUGAGUUUAAAAGAAUUGAAGUAUUCAUUAUUUGUUCAUCAAAUAAAAUAUUCGGUGGUGUAAGCUUUUAAAGAUGUAUAAUUAAUUUAAAUCAGAAUAAAUGUCAGCC